Messenger RNA from Dermacentor andersoni, 2711 nucleotides. It is a transcript of the gene Naprt, whose product is annotated as nicotinate phosphoribosyltransferase. Gene Ontology annotation, biological process: NAD+ biosynthetic process via the salvage pathway. The record is from RefSeq and is a predicted model, not a curated record. Lineage: Eukaryota; Metazoa; Arthropoda; Arachnida; Ixodida; Ixodidae. Gene Ontology annotation, cellular component: cytosol. Gene Ontology annotation, molecular function: nicotinate phosphoribosyltransferase activity.
CCUACGCACGCUACAACCCUACAACUAGCGCAGCUGUGCGUUGGUUCCCUGCGCCUUGCCGCUUAGUCUAUGUAACCUUGGCAAGGACCUGUUUGCUCGCAGUAUUCUCCGUUGGCGACAGCAACACAGGCGUGUGCAUGUAUCUCGACUCGUGAUAAGACAAUAACUAUUCGCAGCUACAAAAUUGCGGGACACUUUCGGAGAGACGGCACACUUGGCAUGGCACUUGUGGGAGGAUCCCAUCAUGGGCCCGAAGCCCGGACUUCAACUUCGUUGCGAGUUGGCGUCGUCCAGCCCUUGCUCACAGAUCUUUACCAGAUCACUAUGGCCUACGCUUACUGGAAAAGCGGCAAGCACGACGACGGCGCCGUGUUCGACCUUUUUUUCAGGAAGAAUCCGUUUCAAGGAGAGUUCACCGUGUUCGCUGGUUUGGAGGAUUGCAUUCGCUUUCUGCAAGCCUUCCGUUACUCCAAAAGCGAUAUCGAAUACUUGAAGACUAUUCUCCCAGCCAGUGUUGACCCUGCUUACUACGAUUACCUCUCGUCUUUAACUGCGGAAAAAGUGAAGCUUUAUGCAGUACCAGAAGGAACUGUUGUGUUCCCAAGGGUGCCACUAAUACGAGUGGAAGGUCCACUUGCUGUGUUGCAGCUCUUCGAAACCACACUGUUAAACCUUGUAAAUUAUGCCAGUUUAGUGACUACAAAUGCUGCGAGGUUCCGGUUAGCGGCUGGGUCAAGCAUAAGCCUUCUUGAGUUUGGUCUGAGGCGAGCUCAAGGUCCCGAUGGAGGCCUGUCAGCAUCCAAGUACACCUACCUUGGUGGGUUUGAUGGGACAAGCAAUGUGCUGGCAGGAAAGCUAUUCAAUAUUCCAUUGAAAGGAACCCAUGCCCAUGCUUUUAUCAUGAGUUUUUCUUGCUUGGAAGAUUGCAAACUCCGAACACUGAAGGCAACUGGAGGGGAUGAAGUAGACUUCAUGGCGUUGUGCUGCAAAUGGCGGAAAGAACUGACUGGCCUGUUCAAGACCAUAGAAGAUGAGGCAAGCAGUGGGGAGUUGGCUGCGUUCAUCUCGUAUGCAGUUUCCUUUCCCCAAAAUUUUCUCGCAUUGGUUGACACCUACGAUGUCCUUCGGAGUGGACUGCUGAAUUUCUCUGCUGUAGCCAUGGCACUGAAUGACCUUGGCUACCGUGCGCUGGGCAUACGCAUUGACAGCGGUGACCUGGCCUAUCUCUCCUCGUGCGCCUACCACAUCUUUAGUGAGCUCGCCGACAAGUACAGACAGGAGUGGUUCAGGAGCCUCACCAUUGUGGCCAGCAAUGACAUCAAUGAGGAGACCAUCAUCUCACUCAAUGAGCAGGCUUGGAAGAGUAUAAAACAUGGCUUGACAUGUGGGCACAAGAUAAAUAGUUUUGGCAUUGGAACUCACUUAGUAACGUGUCAAAAGCAACCUGCCCUUGGCUGUGUCUACAAGCUAGUGGAGGUGAAGGACCUCUCUUGCAUCAAGCUCAGCCUCGACAUCCAGAAGGUGACAAUACCUGGCAAGAAGGCCUGCUACCGCUUGUACGGACAGCAAGGUUAUGCACUGCUGGAUCUAAUGCAGAAAAUGGACGAGCCACCGCCUGAGAAAGGAAAAAGGGUUCUCUGUCGGCAUCCUUUCCAGGAGUCGAAGCGUGCGUACGUGAUUCCCGACUAUGUUGAAGACCUGUGCCUACUCUGGUGGGACCAUGGCAAGAUUGCCAGAGAUUUGCCACCACUCGAUGCCAUACGAAACAGAGUCCAGGAGUCGCUGAAGACUCUUCGGCCAGACAUCAAGCGAACCUUGAACCCAACACCAUACAAGGUCUCUGUCUCGGACAACCUCUACAUGUUCAUGCAUGAACUGUGGCUGCAAAAUGCCCCCAUCGGAGAGCUUUCCUAGCGCAUCAGAAACUGUGCAUUGUUUGGACCGUAUCAAGGCAUCUAUCUGCACCCAACGACAAACGAAGAGCAUUGUGCUCCAAAUGUCGUGGGCUGUGCGUUGACGCUUGUUGAUUAACGAAUUGUUAGAACGAUCACAAAUUUAUGCCACUUUGGUAUUUGUUACCAGCUGCCCAGAUGUGGUAACAGACGAAUCAAAAUAAUCCAGCCGUGGAUUUGGUUUUGCAUAGUUGCUCACGGUUUGAUGCAAGGCAACACUAUCAUAUAGCUGCUGAGGCCGUUAAUUCGGUACAUGCACGUUUUUUUUUUUUUUUUGCAGUUAUCACAAUUUAUUUCAUGUGGAAUCGAAACUCAUAUUGCAAUUGCCGCAUCUUCUAUACAGAAGUAUUUUAUCGUAAAACUCCUUUAUUUACGCUUUCGCUUCGGCUUGGUAUGGUGGACUGCAGAUGUAAUGUGCAUUCCACUACACAUUGCCUAUGUUAUAGUUUAUAUGUAGUAUAUUUAUCUUUGUGCAUGUAGCGGAUAUUAUGUUUUAGUGAGCUAUAUUUACAUCGUGUGGUGUUUCAUUUUGUGUCUGUAUGAGAUGCUUUACGGACUUUAUUUGGUGCUAAUGCAGAUUCUUUGUCACAUGCAAGAAGUCAAAGAUGUCUUUCUGCAUGGACUUUUUGGUGCACUGCCAUUUUUGGACACUACAAACAAUUUUAAUUUUGAGGAGACUGCCCUGAUAAUAGUUAGUAAAUCUUUUAUUGCAUUUUUGACAACAUUCUUAGAAAGAAAAAGAAAAGAUGUUUAAUUGUG